AUGGGUGACAACAGUAGUGUGUACAGCAAGGCGGAGUCUGAUGCACAACAUCGCCGAGGAUAUCAGGCCUGUGAUCCAUGUCGCAAACGCAAGGUCAAGUGUGACCUAGGAAGUGUCGAUAAUCCUCGUCCUCCACCCUGUGUUCGAUGUCGUCGCGAAAGUAAACGAUGUGAAUUUUCAGCAACUCGCCGAAAGCGCAAGACCUCCGAUGUCGAGGAAGAUGAUGUGGAGGCAGCAGCGAUCCUGCAUCGCGACAAGCGAAUGAUGAUCGGGGAGGUGGCCAAAACUGAACCUCUGGAAAGUCCAGUCGAACGCCCGGCAUUUGCGCCUUCCGACCCACCUCAAUUUGACCAUGAAGCUGUGCGUGCCCAACAGAGAUGGCCCGAGGCACCUCCUGCACCCCCUGCAGCUCUUGCCCAGCGGUACACGCCCAGUGCGCCAACAUCACGAGCUCCCACAUACCCCGUUAGCGAACGCCCCGCACCACCUAGCUAUGGAGGGCCUCCGAUGAUGAAUCGCACUGCCGUGGAGUUACUGUCGCCUGCAAUUACAAACACCCACGACGCUUUACACCUUCUCUCUGAAGCUGCGGGUAGGACAGAGGAUCUUAACCGCCAGAGCCUCGAGAAUCGGUUUGCUGCACGGCAGUCCGUCUCGUCUUUCAACUCAGGGCCUUCACCUCUACCCCAAGGCAGCUCACCUCGAAGCUUGGGUGGAUCCUUUGUGCGGACACCUCGAUCAGGAAUGUCUAUGGGUGGAUCUACAUACUACCCGGCUGGUGUUUCAGGGCCGGUAGAUCCCCAAAUCGCGGAUCCUGGCCCUCAAAGGGAAAGCCCGGUCAACAAUCUUCCUCCAGAGCCGGCAUAUCUUGAUGCACUACGAGCUUGGUCGCGAUUGCGAUUCGUCCGUGCCGGUUGGCUUACAGUGGAGGAAGGCAUGGACUAUGUGGAGUAUUAUUAUGAACACCUCGCGCCAAUGAGCCCUGUUGUAAUUCCCGACUUUUCUCAUCCUUCAACCCACCGUGCAUUGCUUACCAACGAGCCGGUGUUGGCGGUUACAAUCCUCACCAUCGCGUCUAGGCAUCUGAAACCCAAGGGCGAGGGUGCUAAUACGCGAGCGUUCUAUAUCCACGACCGUCUCUGGGCGUAUCUACGCAGCAUGAUAGAACGCUUAUUCUGGGGCCAAGAGAAAUUUGAUGCUGGGAUAUCGGGUAUUGGCCGACCUCGAUCACUUGAUCUGAGUUCACCAAUGUCAGGCAAAUGUAGUGCGAGUGGGCAAUUGAGGUCACUAGGAACCGUGGAAGCUAUGCUACUUCUUACAGAGUGGCACCCACGAAACUUGCAUUUUCCACCAGGUGACGAUGAAAAUUCUCUUUUGGAUAUCGAUCCCCCGACACACAGUCGGGACCACGACGGCGAGCACACCACCAAAGGCUCAGAGGGAAGGGUCGCGUUUCAAAAAUGGCUGGAACCGGCUUGGCGAUCGGACCGGAUGUCAUGGAUGCUACUAAGUACGGCGCAAGCUCUGUCUUUUGAACUUGGGGUCUUCGACCCCAAAGAAGAUGCCAAGGCGGCCAAUGAGCCGCCAUCCGAGCAGACGCGGAAACGCCGACUACGACGUUUGAUUCUUGUGUUUAUCACGCACAGCAGUGGACGUCUAGGCAUUCCUUCUAUGCUCCCAUUACCUCAAUGGGGGCAGGAUAUCACGCCAACCUCUGCUGAUGCAAACGAUGCCGAUGCCAAUCUUGACCGGAUGCAGGACUGCUGGAUCAGCAUUUCAAAAAUUGUCUAUCAAGCCAAUCAUUUGUUGUUUGCGUCCAGUGACCAGACAAUGGAGUUGAUCAGGAGUGGGAGAUAUCGCGAGCAGAUCGACCGCUUCCAACCGUAUUUACGGGAGUUCCAGCAGCAGCUAGAUAAUGUUACUCUCUCGCCGGCUAUGCGGAGUGUUUUGCUGAUUGAACUUGAGUACACCCGCCUCUAUAUCAAUUCUCUCGCUCUACAAGCGGUCGUUGAUCGGUGGACUACCAUGUCCAAUGAGUCCGCUCAGAGUCAUAGUCAGACCCCAAAUGGUCAGCAAGGACAGGGGUCGUCUCAUAGCAGCAACAGCUGGUUCCAAACGUUGAAUGAACUCUACCGUGUCAAUGAGCAUUAUAUUCAGCAAGUUAUCGAUUCCUCACGCAAAAUUCUGCAGACAGUAUUGGAAGGUCUCGUCCCCGAAGGUCGUCUCAGACACGCACCCAUUCGAACGUUUUUCCGCAUCUUGUCUGGAAUGAUCUUUAUCUUGAAGACCUUCACACUGGGUGCCAGGGAAGACGAUGUGCGAGUCUCACUAGACCUGCAGGACCGGGCGGUGGAGGCACUGCGCAAUUAUGUCGUGGAUGACGUGCACCUCAGUAAUACGGUAGCUCGGCUUAUUGAGCUUCUCACUAGCAGCAUCCGAACGCGCUUUCUACGCUUUGCCCCGCAUGAUAGGGGCACAGACGGAGAAGGACAUGAUCGCACCUCGGCCACAGGCUCUGGGCCUCAUUCACCAUCACGCGAGAACUCAACAGCUCGUCGUGACGGCCCGAAUACACCCUGGUCCACUAGCCAGGGUCAUGACACGGCAUCAGGCGGGUCAGGUCUAGGAUAUGUGGAUACUCCUGGCGCCGGGGGCCACCCGAUGGGAUCGGGGCAUGAUCCACUGGCGAACAUUCCUGCCCAGCCGAUCAACUCAUCCAACCUCAACGUAUCCUUCAUGCCGCCUCCGCCAUCCGUGUACCAACACUACUACGACUCGAACUCGACAUUCCCUGCCAAUGAUAUAGACAGAUCAUCGCCAAACCAUGUCGCUUCAUCACAUAACAUGGGUGACAGCCACCAUUCUACCUCCGGCGCGCUUCCGGAUUGGUUCGCUCUGCCUCUUGAUCAAUUCUUCAACAGCACCACCGGAGUUGUUGACCAGGGUCUUGGUGGGACUGGACCCAUGCUUGGCGAGUUUGACAUGCUCGAGGUGCUCCUCAACGAGGGGUAUGAUGGAAAUACUAAUGGCGAGGGUAUAGGUGAGACUGGGGCCGGGUUAUCGUCUCAGUACCUGUGA
Molecule: messenger RNA, 3078 nt
Organism: Penicillium vulpinum
Lineage: Eukaryota; Fungi; Ascomycota; Eurotiomycetes; Eurotiales; Aspergillaceae
Product: Zn(II)2Cys6 transcription factor domain-containing protein
Exons: 5
Coding region: 1-3078 (1025 amino acids)
Biological process (GO): aromatic amino acid catabolic process; positive regulation of transcription by RNA polymerase II
Cellular component (GO): nucleus
Molecular function (GO): DNA-binding transcription factor activity, RNA polymerase II-specific; zinc ion binding
Source: RefSeq, a predicted model, not a curated record